GGGGGCGGAGGCCAGCGCGGACGGGACGGGGCGGGAGUCUUCGCAGCAACGUGCGCGGGGCCGCAGCGGCGCAGACACCGCCCGGGCCGCAGACACCUUCGCUCGUCGCUGCUGGCUCCGUGUCCCAGCCCAGCUCUGCGGUAGGCAGGAGGAGCGGCCGGAUCGCGACUCCGGAGUUCGCGGCCGUCGCCAGGCCUCCCGGAGCGGCGCCGACGCUCCCGCUGUCCGGACGCGCGACCCUGCGCCAGCGCCGCAGCCACCUGCUCGGAGUCCCCGGGCGAGCACAACCAUGCCUCCCACUACGGCGCUCUCCGCGCUGCUGCUGCUGCUACUGUCGCCUGCAUCUCACUCCCAUAAUGGAAAUGAGACUAGCACAUCUGCUAUCAAAUCUAGCACUGUCCAGAGCCACCAAAGUGCCACAACAUCAACAGAAGUCACAACUGGUCACCCAGUGGCAUCUACACUUGCUUCAACCCAGCCAAGCAACCCUACACCAUUCACAACCUCAACCCAAUCUCCAUCUAUGCCGACCUCCACCCCAAACCCCACGAGCAAUCAAAGCGGUGGCAAUCUGACUUCCAGUGUCUCCGAGGUGGACAAGACUAAAACAAGCUCUCCCAGUAGCACGGCCUUCACCAGUAGCAGUGGACAAACAGCCUCCUCUGGAGGCAAGAGCGGUGACAGUUUUACCACAGCCCCAACAACCACUUUGGGGCUAAUCAACGUCUCUUCUCAGCCUACUGACCUUAAUACCACCUCAAAGCUUCUUUCUACCCCCACAACAGACAACACAACAAGCCCUCAGCAGCCUGUGGAUUCUUCACCGAGCACAGCGAGCCAUCCUGUGGGGCAGCAUACCCCUGCUGCUGUUCCCAGCAGCUCUGGCUCCACGCCCAGCACUGACAACUCUACACUGACAUGGAAGCCCACUACACACAAACCAUUGGGCACCUCUGAAGCCACUCAGCCCCUCACCAGCCAGACACCAGGCAUCACUACAUUGCCCGUCUCCACACUGCAACAGUCUAUGGCGUCUACAGUGGGAACUACGACUGAAGAGUUCACACACCUCAUCUCUAAUGGGACUCCCGUGGCCCCUCCAGGCCCCAGCACACCCUCUCCCAUCUGGGCCUUUGGAAAUUACCAGCUAAACUGUGAACCUCCCAUAAGGCCAGAUGAGGAACUCCUUAUUCUGAACCUCACAAGAGCCAGCCUUUGCGAAAGGAGCCCUCUGGAUGAGAAAGAGAAACUCGUGGAACUGCUGUGUCACUCAGUCAAAGCGUCCUUCAAGCCAGCUGAGGAUUUGUGCACUCUACAUGUGGCCCCUAUUCUAGAUAACCAGGCGGUGGCAGUGAAGAGAAUCAUUAUCGAGACGAAGCUUUCUCCUAAGGCCGUGUAUGAGCUACUGAAGGACAGAUGGGAUGACCUGACAGAGGCCGGAGUCAGUGACAUGAAGCUGGGGAAGGAAGGGCCUCCAGAGGUCAAUGAGGACCGCUUCAGCCUGCCGCUCAUCAUCACCAUCGUCUGCAUGGCAUCCUUCCUGCUCCUUGUUGCUGCCCUCUACGGCUGCUGUCACCAGCGGAUCUCCCAGAGGAAGGACCAGCAACGGCUCACAGAGGAGCUGCAGACAGUGGAGAAUGGUUACCAUGACAACCCAACCUUGGAAGUGAUGGAGACUCCUUCUGAGAUGCAGGAGAAGAAGGUGGUCAACCUUAAUGGGGAGCUGGGGGACAGUUGGAUCGUCCCUCUGGACAACUUGACCAAGGAUGACCUAGAUGAGGAGGAAGACACACACCUCUGAUCUGUCUGCUGGCCACCCCAACUGCACUGCAGAGCUCCAGACCACCCAAAGUGCCAUUUGGACAGGGAGGGGGAAAUCUUCCCACCUGAAGACAGAAAGACUGGGGAGGGAGAAUGGACUCCGAAGGUUGUCUCCCUCCUCACAAUCCCUACAGGGCCUUAAUUUUCCUUUUCAAGUUCAACAAAGUCACAUUCUGUCUAGUUCCCUCAUGUAAAAUAACCUACUUGUGCCUGAGCCCAGAGCAGGAAGGCAGGAGGAAGAUGGAGAACGCCAUGCGAGUCUCUGGAGCUCCUCCAGGAACGGCACCCUCUCAUCUCAUAACUGAGGCCUUAAGAGGUCAGGUGACUUGCACGGGGCCACACAGCCCUUUGGUGACAAAGGUUGUUUCCCUCAGUCUGGUGCUUAAUUGCAUCCAGACACACUACUGUGUUCAUCUGUGCCCAUUCCCCAAGGCACAAGACACUUGCAGGUGGGCAGGCUGGAAAAGAAAACCAAGCCUCUAUGGUCUCAAGGACAGGUCCCCAAUUUCCAUCUCCUAUAACAUGGCCUCGGCUAGCUUGUUGUAUCCCACCUCUCAUGAGUUAGUCUUUAGUCCCAUUAUUUCCCAGGGCAUGGCUUUGAACUUCUUGUUCUACAUUCUGAUUUCCUUGCCUUUCUUAGUGGGAUUGGGACUAAACUCACAGGCCUCACUAUCUAAUGGAGUCUGCCUAAGGGGUGGGUGGGCAGGCAAAGGCAUCUCAUGCUCUGAUGGCUUCCCCAAUAGCUUCCUCAUGGCAGCUGAUUCUGUACUGAGACUGGCCUAUCAUUUAAGACACUCCCUAGAAGACACUUCUCAAAAAUCUCCUCUGGCCGUCUGCUUCUGCUCCUUUUUUGUUGUUCACUGCUCAGCUGAGUGGGUGACUCCUCAAAACCUAGUGUCACAUAGCAGUUGUCUAGGAACAGAUAUGUCCUGGGGUCCCAACUGGUCCCUGAUUGGCAAAUGUGUCUCAGUAGACAAUCGAUCUAACCUACCAGGCAUUAUUAUUAUUCCACAGGAAGCUCAGGGACUUUUCAAGUUGCUGAGAGCUUGGGUUGGUGUGCUGUGGUGUGUUGUGUGUGUGUGCGCCAGCUCCUUACUGCCAAAGGCCAAAGCUCAGAUCGUGGAGACUGUGAGCUAAUUCCAUCGGUUUGCACCCUCCUUUGCCACAUGGAGAAAGGCCCAGAUUGUGCAGUUUUAAGAUACCUUGGCCUACUCUCCCAGCACGGAGCCAGGCUUUUGUGUCUGGUGUGCUUUGUGGCAUUCCAGCUGUCCCAUUUCUGAUGGCCUCUCAGGGAACAUAAAACCAUGCCUAGUACCUAGCACAGGAUUUGUCCAGGCUCAGCGGUGUCAGGCAGCCAUGUCCAAGGUUGCGAGGGCCCAGCAUAGUGAUGAUGGGUUUCCUGAGAAAGGGGAAGGGGCCCUGUGUGGAGCUUUGAAUUAGGCCCAUGGUUUGUAUUCUUGUGGUAUAAGUUCCCAGGACUGUCUGGUUUGGAGCAGCUUAUUUGAAAGGGGAGCUAGGGGGGCAGACAGGUGUCCUCUGCCUGAGUCCAUCUUUACCACUGUCUCUCUGAGAUACAGACUAGAGAGAAAGAAAAGGCUGACAGAAGUCAGGGAAGGCUCCUAGUGAGUUUCACAGGAGCUUGAAAAAAAGGCUAAGAAGAACUCAACAAGCCCCUUGGCAUGCUUCUCUAAGGUUUGCAGGGGAGUGUGGGGAACAGUGCCAACUGGGGGGGGGGGGGGAAUUAGGUCUGUUUGAUCCCUGCAUUAGGUUCUGCCACCCAGUGGGUUCAUUCUGUCAUGGUCCGAGAGGCAGACAGGAUUUCUUCUUCUCAAUGGGGCAAGGCCAUUUGACAGACCGCAAAUGCUUUUUCUGCAAACUGGUCACAGAUUUCAACCCUACAGUCUGUCAGCUAUGAUUGUAAUAUUAGACAACAGAUAGUGUGUCUGGGCUGGAGGAACAGCCAUGGCUCUGACCAGACUGGCCCAGUGUUCCUUCUUGUGCACUCAAAUUGUGUAGCCUUUUAUUACCUGGCCUUCACUUGCUCUUACGGCUGGGACAUCUGUUCAGCAAGACAUGCUGCUAGCAUCUAUAAAAGUCAUCUUCCUGUGGUUAUGACCGGGUUUUUAGAGCUGUUAACUCAGAAUCUCAGGCCCAGUCAGAGAAAAGGGAGAGGAAGGGAACUUUAGAGCCAGCUGUACCAAAGAGAAACCAGAGCUCUUCAUUUCAGUGGCAAAUGGUUCUCCCCUAGCUGCAAACCCCAAGGGCCCGAUGGCUGUGCCUGAGCACACCCAGCAGCUCUUGUGCUCCCACGUGCAUGUCAAGAGAGGCAGGUGAGCAUGGGGCACUGAGCAGUCUGCCCGGCAGAAAAGGACCCAGACUCAUCUAGGACACUCACUUCUAUCUUCCCUGAUAGAGUGAGCCAGCCCACUCUAUCAGUGUUUGAGUUCUAUUGGUCUUUGCCUAUUUUUUGGACAAUACACUGGUGAAACUUUGGAGAGUAAGUUGAAGUUGACAAGAUCUAUGCAUAUUUUUGACAAUGUAAAUACAAGAGCCACAUGUUUAUUUACCUUGUACUACUUUCAGAGAGUAAACUUGGGGUAAAGAUUUGAUAGCUAUGAGAGAUAGCUAAGCCUCCCUCCCCACUUCUGAACAAGAAUGUAAAUGUCUAUUUAGUAGAGAUGACUUUUUUAAAAAUGAAGAAAGUAACAAGACAGGCUGGUAACAAACGUAUUUGCCUUGGAGAUAGUGGAUUUACACCUCCCCUGCCAAGUCGCAGUCCUACUGCAGUUCAGGCUGGAGUUGAGAAUGGUCUGUGAUGGUCACGGGGAAAGGUUUGGAGAUACAGUCUAGUCUCCCUACAGGAAAUCACAUCUGAAGACACAAAGAGUCUCCCCAGGGACAGGGACAAGAGGAAAACACGCAUCCCACACUGCCCACCCUGUGCUGCGUGUUUCUCAAGAACAGGGAAUUAAGGACUGCAACUUCUAGGUACAAGGUUAUAGGAGACCGCCAGCCUUCCUCACGAUGACCCUGGAGGGGCUGGGAGAACACAAGGGACAAUAGCAGCCAUAUUUGGGGCUCUGGAAUCAUGUGGUCCGAGGUGUAAAUAAGCAUUCUAGGGGCUUGGGUUUUUGUUUUUGUUUUCCUGUCAGGAAUUAAUUUUGAAAACUCCUUGAGGAAUGUCCAGCAGAAUGAGGCUCAAAGGGACUGCAUAGAUGAAGGCAGAGGGGGAGAAGCCCUGUGUAGAACAGCCUGUGUCACCGUCAGGUGUCUGAUGCUUCCCUCGGUCUGCCGCAAACCCACCACUGGCCAGGAUCACUGUUUUGUGGGGGCCUUUCUGUUUGUGAAUGUCAACCAGCUUGCCCAGGAGAUUGGGGGAGUGUAUGUUGUAGUGGACAGGGGUCUAAAGUACACUGGAAUUUAUUGAGAGAUUAUAGUUAACUAUUGCAUUUUCUUAUAAAGUCUAUUUUGGAAAAUUGUACACUGUCAAUAAAAAUGCUUUUGUGUAA
Mus musculus (house mouse) is the source of this 5330-nucleotide messenger RNA. RefSeq names its product podocalyxin-like (gene Podxl). Gene Ontology annotation, cellular component: lamellipodium; apical plasma membrane; plasma membrane. The record is from RefSeq and is marked validated. Lineage: Eukaryota; Metazoa; Chordata; Mammalia; Rodentia; Muridae. Gene Ontology annotation, biological process: regulation of cell-cell adhesion; cell migration. The transcript has 8 exons. Bases 290 to 1801 code for a protein of 503 amino acids.